AUGUUGCGCCUACUUCCCAUCUCUACCCUGUUGCUGGUGACGCAAACUUUGGCGUCACCACUCGCACAUGGCGAAUCCAAACCUCUUCCGCUGCUCAUAUGGCAUGGGCUAGGCGACAACUACGCUGCAGAUGGUCUGCACAGCGUCGGCGAUCUUGCGAAUGAGACCAACCCGGGCACCUAUGUAUACUAUAUCCGACUUGAUGAAGAUGCCGGAAGCGACCGAACAGCGACGUUUUUGGGUAAUGUGACGGAGCAGAUUGCCCAAGUCUGCGACGACAUCUCAGAACAUGAGAUUCUGUCGCAAGCGCCAGGUCUUAACGCGCUGGGCUUCUCACAGGGCGGGCAAUUUCUUCGGGGCCUGGUAGAAAGAUGCGGCGACCGCGUAAACAUCAAGAACCUGGUCACCUUUGGAAGCCAGCACAACGGCAUCGCCAAGUACCAAAUCUGCAAAGACGGCGACUGGCUUUGCAAGGGUUACAUUGGGCUUUUGAAGGCAAACACAUGGGGCACAUGGGUGCAAGGCCAUCUGGUCCCUGCGCAGUACUUCAAAGCGACAAACGAAACCACGGGCGAGCCCACGGACGAAUACCUCGAGGCGUCCAACUUCCUUGCCGACAUCAACAACGAGCGAAAGCUGAAGAACGUCACGUAUGCGAAGAAUCUCGCUGCGCUGGACAACUUUGUCAUGUACAUGUUUGAGGAUGACACUACCGUCAUACCCAAGGAGAGCGGCUGGUUCGCAUACACCAACCUGACGAGCAACGAGGUGACAGAUCUGAGAGACCGUGACAUUUACAGAGAGGACUGGAUUGGCUUGAAGAAGCUGGAUGAGAAGGGUGGCCUGCAUUUCAAGACGACCAAGGGCGGGCAUAUGCAGUUGGGCGACAAGGUGUUGAGGGAUGUCUUUAAGACUUAUUUCUCUCCCAAGGGGACAGAAUGGAGUGGUGCUAUGGAGAAUGCACACGACGUAAUGGAACUUUAAAGUCGUGGGGUGCAGACGUGACGCAGGGAUAAUAAAUCAUUCGAGUAGUAAAGCUUAUUAUAUGUGUUUGUCCGAAGUCACCGACAAAGGGCAGAUUUAGCUUAUUGAUUCUCAGACGCAGUGUACUGUCGCAUGUGGACUGUUGGUUGCACUGUUUGGCACGGGUUUGUGGUUACAACAUGGUG
Molecule: messenger RNA, 1169 nt
Organism: Exserohilum turcica Et28A
Lineage: Eukaryota; Fungi; Ascomycota; Dothideomycetes; Pleosporales; Pleosporaceae
Exons: 1
Coding region: 1-984 (327 amino acids)
Cellular component (GO): lysosome
Molecular function (GO): palmitoyl hydrolase activity; thiolester hydrolase activity
Source: RefSeq, a predicted model, not a curated record